AUGGAGUCGAAUAAAACGUUAUGGAUCAUCUUAAUCGUCACGGUUUCCACGAUGGUCACCUUCCUAACGCCUAUGGUAGAGUCCAAGUCUAACGUCGCAAGGUCUCUCCUCUUUGUCUCCCCACCUUCAGACUCUCCAUCUCCUUCACCAGCAUCAGGGGCUCCUGAAAGUUCCAUUUCUCCUACUAAUGCUCCAACGCCAAGCUCUCCCUCGCCGUCACCAGAGGCUCCAAGGACAGACUCUCCCUCUCCUUCACCAGAGGUAGAUAUAGACUCUCCCUCUCCUUCACCAGAGGUAGAUAUAGACUCUCCCUCUCCCUCUCCUUCACCAGAAGCUGAUCUGGAAGAUUAUUCAUCUUCCCCUGCUAAUUCUCCGACGGAGAUGGAGACAGACUCUCCAUCUCCGUCACCAGAGGCUCCCGAGGAAAUCCUCGGGGCUCCAUCUGGAGAAACACUUAUAAGUUCAGCUACAACUCUUCUGAAAAACACAUUGUUGUCUCCUGAAAUCAAAACCAUUUGUGGAAAAACCGAUAAUCCUGCGCUAUGCGAAUCUUCCAUUAGUCCUCUCUUAACAGCUGCAAUAAAACCCGACGCUUCCUCUGUUCUCGUUCUCGCCAUUCAAGCUUCCAUCAACGCCACCAAGGUGGUGUUACCAACCGUCAACAAAGUAGCAGCAGCGGAUUGUCAAGAGCUGUACGAUGACGCCGUGGCGAACUUGGAGGACGCGAUUAACGCCGUCAAGGAAAGUGACAUUGACACCGUUAACACGAACUUGAGCGCGGCCAUGACGGAUUACGGUACGUGUAACGACGGGUUUGAGGAGGCUGGUGAGACUAACCCGUUGGCUGACGUGGCUGAUAAGCUUACCAAGAUGGUUAGUAACUGUCUUGCUAUCUCUUCGUUGAUCAAGUGA
Molecule: messenger RNA, 912 nt
Organism: Eruca vesicaria subsp. sativa (arugula)
Lineage: Eukaryota; Viridiplantae; Streptophyta; Magnoliopsida; Brassicales; Brassicaceae
Source: the annotation of a GenBank genome assembly